AUGAACGGAGGACAAUGGGGCACGUGGGGAGCAAUGAAUAACUGCUCCAGAAGCAGGGCCAAGGGGUUUUCACUGAAGAUACAGACCAGGCAAGGGCACUUUGCUGAUGAUACUUCCCUAAACGGCAUUCGCCUAAUUUGCAGUGAUGACUCAAUCAUCACAUCUGCAGUGGGAGCGUAUGGUACCUGGUCUGAUGCAUUUUUAUGCCCUUCUGGCUUAUUGACUUCAUUCAUGCUCCGAGUGUCACCACGGUCAGUUUUAGGUGACGAUACUGCAGCCAAUAACAUCAAGUUCAAGUGCACAGAUGGAACUGAACUGGAAGGAAAUGGUCCUGCAUUGGGCGAUUAUGGCUCGUGGAGUGGUUCCUGCAAAGACGAUGGCACUUGUGGGAUCCAGACAAAGGUGGAGAUGCCCGAAGGAUUUUUUUCCAUUGAUAACACUGGACUCAAUGAUGUGAAAUUUUUCUGUUGCGCUAGUUCCACUGGUUAG
Heteronotia binoei (common prickly gecko) is the source of this 489-nucleotide messenger RNA. RefSeq names its product vitelline membrane outer layer protein 1-like. The coding region runs from base 1 to 489 and encodes 162 amino acids. The record is from RefSeq and is a predicted model, not a curated record. The transcript has 3 exons. Lineage: Eukaryota; Metazoa; Chordata; Lepidosauria; Squamata; Gekkonidae.